AUCGACUUUUCAUUUGGCGCGUAAUACUCCUAAUUUUUUUACUCAUCUCGUCCAUAAUUUCCUUCGUGGGCUACAUCAAGUUCGAAUUAGUAGAAGCUGUCAGACCAACCAGGAUAGUCAACUGGGUUCUCUAGACAUCCUUUUCAAUACUUUUGCUUGCCAAUAAGCAUGAAGACGUUCACCAUACACAGGAUUUAAUUUAUAGAUUUAAAGUUUAUCUUUAUGUAAUACGUAGCCAUUGACUAUCUUUCAUAACUAAUACAUUAAAAAGAAAGAAAGAAAGAAAAGGAAAACGAUGUUGUGUAGUAUAAGAAAUUGCAUGCCGUUUGUGGUGAGACGUAUCUCGUUAUUUCGCCAGAAUAACAAGCGAUACGAGAUAAAUAAUAACAGCGAGUUCGUGAACAAGGUGAUGAACGGCACUGUGCCAGUUAUAGUCAAUUUUCAUGCGGACUGGUGCGAUCCGUGUAAAAUACUGACGCCUAAGUUGAUAGAACUUAUAGAGCCUAUGGACAAACUGGACCUAGCUAUAGUCGAUGUGGAAGAGAAUCCCGAACUGGUGCACGUCUUUGAGGUGAAGGCCGUACCUGCGGUGAUAGCGAUCUCGAACGGCUUGGUCGUAGACAAGUUUAUCGGUUUGGUAAAUAACGAGAUGAUAGAGAACCUAAUACAAAAGCUGACGCACGAUGGACCAAUAACUACGGAAAGUAACGAUACUAAGUCGUAGUCUCGACAACAUAGCGAAUCAUGUAAUACACACUUUAUGCUUCCAUUUCUCUCUAUCAACUAAAUGUAUUUUCAUACUUGUAGAGAGAAUGUAACAUUUCAAAGCUAUUUCGUCCAAGAAUUAUGGCCUUUUUUUAUCUAAUCAUACUCAAAUAAGCAUUGUAUAGGUAAAAAUUUUAGAUAUACAUACAUACAUAUAUAUAUAUAUAUAUAUAUAUAUAUAUAUAUUUAUGUUGUAAAAUGGCAAUAUAACGGUAAUUUAACGAUGAAGCUAAUGUAUAUGUAUUAAUACUCGUGAAUCUGUUGAUGUCUAGAUUAUAUAUAUUAAAAUAUUUAUACUUCUAUAUAGAUAUUCUAUGAUACAGAGCUUGUUCGCGAUAGCCUAUAUUCUUGAAUCGACCAAAAAGAUGUUAGAGAUUCUGCUCGAGAUAUUUAAAAAUAUACGAAAGAGGAUUCCUAUAUAUAUAUAUAUAUAUCAUAGAAGAAAUUAUUAUAGAAUCUAUUGCAAAACCUGUAUGAAACACUUGUGAUAUAUAUCUUUUUAGACACGACUUUUCAAUAUAUAUUCUCGAGAUAUAGCUGUGUUCGUAUUAUCACUUAACGUUUACAUAAGUGGCGUGUAAAUCUAAUAAAAUAUCACUUGUGACGAGUCGAACCGAUAAGGAAUUACGUGCAAUGAUGAUGAUCAAUUUCCAAAGUGAUACGAGUUGCGUUACUUUGGACGUAUACAUAUUUUUAAAAUACGCUUUAUACACAUAUACAUAUAUAUAUUUUUCUGAUGUGGCUUAAUUUCAUUUAAUAAUAUAAUUAAUAAUAAUAAUAAUAAUGUUCAAUAGAUAAUUUUUGUACGCUAAUCUCUUAUAUUGUACAAAAUGUAUAUAUUAAUUUCGGUAAGUUAUUCGAGAGAGGCUAAAGGACAGUUACUUUAACAACUGAAUCGCGCGAAGUGUAUCAUCGUGGCAGUGCAGCCGAGAUAAAUCAUUAUCUAAUCAGAUUUCAAUUUCUCAUUUAUUGUUGAUCAUUGUGUACAAUCAGUGUGUACGAAAGUACUGUCCAUUAAAGAUAUAGUAGGCCAGAGA
Messenger RNA from Solenopsis invicta (red fire ant), 1802 nucleotides. RefSeq names its product thioredoxin, mitochondrial. The transcript has 2 exons. Gene Ontology annotation, cellular component: cytoplasm. The record is from RefSeq and is a predicted model, not a curated record. NCBI's taxonomy places the organism in Eukaryota, Metazoa, Arthropoda, Insecta, Hymenoptera, Formicidae. Gene Ontology annotation, molecular function: oxidoreductase activity, acting on a sulfur group of donors, disulfide as acceptor. Bases 296 to 724 code for a protein of 142 amino acids.